Molecule: messenger RNA, 1807 nt
Organism: Orbicella faveolata
Lineage: Eukaryota; Metazoa; Cnidaria; Anthozoa; Scleractinia; Merulinidae
Product: CCA tRNA nucleotidyltransferase 1, mitochondrial-like
Biological process (GO): mitochondrial tRNA 3'-end processing; tRNA 3'-terminal CCA addition
Cellular component (GO): mitochondrion
Molecular function (GO): nucleotidyltransferase activity; tRNA binding
Source: RefSeq, a predicted model, not a curated record
GGCCCGAGAGCGGCGGAAUCGCAAUGCGCAUUGGCUCGAUAUUUGACCCGACAACGUUCAUGAAGCAUACUUGAAGUACUAUUUGAAAUCUCAGCGGCAUUAUUAAAAAUGGCCGAUUGGGCGAGCGUGGUCAAAAGGAGGGUAAUCUGGUGAAACUAAAACAGUUUCAUGUUUGUUACCGUGUCCAAAACGACAUUUUGUCUGCGAUUGCUGCUAAGAAGAAACAGUUUAAAGCAAUCGCCGUUUAUUUCGGGGCACACUUUUCAGCCGAUUCGUGGAAACAUGUCUACCAGUGCAGUUGACAAACUGGACUCGCUCGAAUUCAAAAGUGUCCUAACUCCAGAGCUCUUUACCGUUACAAAACCGUUCCAAAAGCAAGGAUUUGACAUAAGAAUAGUUGGAGGGGCGGUGCGCGAUAUUCUUUUGGGGAUACCACCAAAAGAUGUGGACCUUGGUACAAAUGCAACGCCGUCGGAAAUGAUUGAACUGUUCAAGCAGCAUAAGAUACACUACAUAGAAACGGGCUUACAACACGGAACAAUCACAGUUCAUGUCAAUAAACAAGAUUUCGAAGUGACGACUUUGCGAAUUGACACUGAAACUGAUGGGAGACAUGCAAAAGUGCAAUUUACUCACGAUUGGAAGCUGGAUGCAGAAAGGCGAGACCUCACAUUCAAUGCCAUGAGUUUGGGGCUGGACGGCAGCUUGUACGAUUAUUUUGGUGGACGAGAAGAUUUGUUCAAUCAUCGCGUGAGAUUUGUUGGUGAUUCAAGGUCAAGAAUACAGGAGGAUUACUUGAGAAUUUUGAGAUAUUUUCGUUUCUAUGGUAGAAUAGCUUUGGAAGCGGACAAUCACGACCAAACAACUUUAAAUGUUAUUCGAGAAUGCUCUGAUGGAUUAAGGCAGAUUUCUGUGGAACGUAUUUGGAUGGAAGUUUCAAAAAUUUUGACUGGAAAUCACACGCCUGAUCUUUUGCGCCGAAUGUAUGAGCUGAAUGUUUCUCAAUCCAUCGGUCUCCCUGGUUAUUGUGAAGAAAGCAUGCAAGAGUUGACCAGAGCCUGGAAUGAACAUAAGAUCCGUCCACUCCAACCUGAAACUUUGCUAUGCUCCCUUGUCAAGACUGCUGCAGAAGCCGAAGAACUUGCCAAAUGUUGGAAGCUUUCUAAUGCCGAGAAAGCGCUGGGGAAGUUUACAACUGAGCACAGACAGCCAAAAACUCAUGAGCAUGUUCUCAAGCCGUAUCAGGACAUGAUAGUCUCGGCACCAAAUACACAAGCAAAGAAUCUUCUAAAAAGCCAUGUAGUGGAACUCUUGCAUUAUCAAGGAAGACAUGAACAUGCACAGGAAAUCAAAGCAUGGUGCAUUCCAGAAUUUCCAAUCACUGGAGGGCACUUGAAGAAGCUUGGAGUCAAGCCAGGGCCAGAGUUUGGAAAAAUGCUUGGAAAACUCAAAGAAGUUUGGAAGGAUAGUUACUUUACUGCCAGUGAAACUGAUUUAUUAGGAAAAGUUAAAACAUUUAAAGAUGGCUAAGAUUGUUGUUUAGCUUGAGUGCAACACUUGGAAAUGUAAAAUGGUAGUUUUUAAGUGUUGAUUUCAUAAAUAGAAUUUUGACCAUACAGUGGCAGAAAUGUGGCAUUGUGAAAUACUUUUCCACUUGCAGGUAUAAAAUUUUUUAUACAGUAUCCUAAGAACUUGCUUGAUCAGGAUAUACUAAACACCAUUACACUGCAUGUAUUUCAAAUAUUUAUACAGUUAAGCUUCACUGUCACAAGUAUUGAAUGCCUUAAAUAAAAAAGGAUUGAAUGCC